AUGGCCCCCGGCAAGAAACUAGCGCCCGAAAAAGAACGCUUCCUUCUGUGCUGCAGCGACAUCUCGCUCGAGCUUGUGGCGUCGCUCAGCAAUGCUCGCGAUAUCAACCUCAAUGGGCUCAUCACGCGGCACGCCAAAAAGCACCGCUUGAAGAAUCAGCCGCGGCUCACAGACAUCAUCCUGGCGAUCCCGGACCAGCAUAAAAAAUACUUGAUUCCGAAACUCAAAGCCAAGCCUGUGCGCACGGCGUCCGGAAUUGCCGUGGUCGCCGUCAUGUGCAAGCCCCACCGCUGCCCUCACAUUGCCUACACCGGCAACAUCUGCGUGUACUGUCCCGGAGGCCCGGACUCGGAUUUCGAGUACUCCACCCAGUCAUACACGGGCUACGAGCCCACAUCCAUGCGUGCCAUUCGCGCUCGCUACGAUCCCUACGAGCAAGCACGGGGCCGUGUGGACCAGCUCCGCCUGUUGGGCCACUCCAUCGACAAGGUGGAGUACAUUGUGAUGGGCGGUACCUUCAUGUCGUUGCCCGUGGACUACCGUGAGACAUUUAUCGCGCAGCUUCACAACGCGUUGUCCGGCUACACGGGCCGCGACCUCGACGAGGCCAUCCGCUACUCACAGCAGGCACAGACUAAGUGCGUGGGUAUCACCAUCGAAACACGGCCAGACUACUGCACGGAGACCCACUUGAGCGAUAUGUUACGGUACGGCUGCACACGUUUGGAGGUGGGUGUGCAGUCUGUGUACGAGGACGUGGCACGUGACACCAACAGAGGACACACAGUCAAGGCCGUGUGCGAGACGUUCGCCGUAGCAAAGGACGCGGGCUACAAGGUGGUCAGUCACAUGAUGCCGGACUUGCCCAACGUGGGCAUGGAGCGUGAUCUCCAGCAGUUUGUCGAGUAUUUCGAAAACCCGGCAUUCCGCACAGACGGGCUCAAGAUCUAUCCGACCUUGGUCAUCCGCGGCACAGGCUUGUACGAGCUUUGGAAACAGGGCCUCUACAAGUCGUACUCCGCCAACGCGUUGAUCGACUUGGUAGCGCGCAUCAUGGCGCUCGUGCCACCUUGGACCCGCAUUUAUCGCGUGCAGCGUGACAUCCCCAUGCCCUUGGUGUCGUCGGGCGUGGAGAACGGUAACCUUCGUGAGUUGGCCUUGGCCCGCAUGAAAGAUUUCGGCACUCUGUGCCGUGAUGUCCGCACGCGCGAGGUGGGAAUCCAGGAGGUCCAUCACAAAGUUUCCCCGGACCAGGUAGAGUUGAUCCGCAGGGACUACUAUGCCAAUGGUGGCUGGGAGACCUUUUUGUCGUACGAGGACCCGAAGCAGGACAUCUUGAUUGGCCUCUUACGUUUGCGCAAGGCCCUGAAAAAGCACACCUUCCGCCGCGAGUUCACAGCGCAGCCCACAUCCAUUGUCCGUGAGCUCCACGUGUAUGGUUCUGUGGUGCCUUUACAUUCACGAGACCCGCGCAAAUUCCAGCAUCAGGGCUUUGGUACCUUGCUUAUGGAAGAGGCUGAGCGCAUUGCGCGUGAGGAGCACGGCACGAGCAAGAUCUCCGUUAUCUCGGGCGUGGGUGUGCGGAACUACUACGCCAAGUUAGGCUACCAUUUGGAUGGGCCGUACAUGUCCAAGAUGCUCGACUAG
This is a messenger RNA of Metschnikowia bicuspidata var. bicuspidata NRRL YB-4993, 1647 nucleotides long. RefSeq names its product Elongator subunit (gene ELP3). Gene Ontology annotation, biological process: tRNA wobble base 5-methoxycarbonylmethyl-2-thiouridinylation. Gene Ontology annotation, molecular function: acyltransferase activity, transferring groups other than amino-acyl groups; iron-sulfur cluster binding. The coding region runs from base 1 to 1647 and encodes 548 amino acids. Gene Ontology annotation, cellular component: elongator holoenzyme complex; cytoplasm; nucleus. The transcript has a single exon. The record is from RefSeq and is a predicted model, not a curated record. NCBI's taxonomy places the organism in Eukaryota, Fungi, Ascomycota, Pichiomycetes, Serinales, Metschnikowiaceae.